AUGACGAAGACGCCCAUACCCCUCGAGAGCACUUUGGGAGCAAGAGAAGCUACAAAGCAACUCAAAGACUCUAAAGACUUCUUUGCUAGUCAAAGCAAGAGGGGCAGGAGUCCCGCAGUGAGGAUGAACGAAGGCAUAAGGAACUUGACCGUCAGUCUGGACAACAGGACUGAAGCGCUGAAGGAGAUUUGGCAUGAGAGGAAUCAAGUCAGAGAGAAGAAGAAUGACAAAAUGGACACCAUUGACCAAGUGAUACAGCUGGCUAAAGAGGCAGGGGCAACAGAGGAAAAUGAGAGGCAGUGGAUUGAUGUCCUCAUGAUCACCCAAAACGAAGCCGCUAUGAGAAUGUUUAAAAAGUCAGAAGCAAAAGGAAGGAUGGCCAUCAUUAAGCACUAUGCCGGGUCGUUAACUAGACCCUCUUAA
Molecule: messenger RNA, 423 nt
Organism: Miscanthus lutarioriparius
Lineage: Eukaryota; Viridiplantae; Streptophyta; Magnoliopsida; Poales; Poaceae
Source: the annotation of a GenBank genome assembly